GAUUAAUUUUAAUGUGAUAACUUUUCGUAAUCGUAAUUCGUAAUAUACUUACUACUUAAAAUGAAUAUGGUUGUGUACUCCUCACUCGUAUAAUCGCGAUUAAUUGAAAAAUCUAAUCAUUCACGUUAUCUAAAAGUACUUUCGAGAAUUCCGUAUUUACAUUUCAAUCGAAAUGCGUCGAAACACCUCACAAAUCACUUCUCAUUACGCGUUUUCAUAAGCUCGACCCUUUGUUCGUUCUCGCAUUGUAUAUUAAAUUCCAGCUGUUAAUUACCAAAGUAUUAGAUGUGCGACGUAGGAUUACGGGUAAUCCGAGGUCCGGAUUGGCAUUGGGAUGCCCAAGACGGCGGUGAAGGAUAUGUUGGGACUGUUACCGAAUUUGGCACCAGGACAUCUCCUGAUAAGACAGUUGUGGUAUUUUGGGACGUCGGAUAUAAAACCAACUACCGUAUAGGAUACGAUGGAGCUUACGAUUUACGAAUAUUCGAUAAUGCGAGCAUAGGUGUUACUCAAAUUCACGUAAUGUGCAAUGGCUGCAAGAAACAAGACUUUACCGGAAUGCGUUUCAAAUGCGCUCAAUGUUACGAUUACGAUUUAUGUUUCAAUUGCUACAUGAACGAUUGCCACGAUUUGACUCAUUCGUUCAAAAGAUACGACACUAGUUCGAACAAUGGAUGCGUUGAUUUACCACCUCGAGAUACAGCACGUAAAAUUGAAAUCAAAGGUGUUUUUAUCGGAGCCAAAGUUAUUCGAGGACCGAAUUGGGAUUGGGGAGAUCAAGACGGUGGAUUAGGACACGUAGGCAAUGUAACUGGAAUCAAAGGAUGGGACAACGAAACCGAUAGAUCUGUUGCGAACGUAGUUUGGACCAAAACUGGCAUCAAUAACGUAUACCGGAUUGGCCAUAAGGGCAAAGUAGAUAUUCGAGCUGUGAAACCAGCCGCUUGGGGAACAUGUUACAUAGAUCAUUUACCAGUCCUAGGUCAAAACCACAACCUGACAUCUCUCGUACCCGAAGAUGUAACAAACUUCAAUCCUGGUGAAAAAGUGAAAGUAAAUGUACCCGAAGAAACGUUGAAAAUCUUACAAGAAGGUCACGGAGGUUGGAAUCCUCGAAUGACUCAAUAUAUAGGAAAAGUUGGAAUCGUGCAUCGAGUCACCGAUAAAGGAGACGUUCGAGUUAAAUUCGAGAACUGCAGCAAUCGUUGGACAUUCCAUCCGCAAGCUCUAGUCAAAGUUAAUCGUUUCAGAAUAGGUGAUAAAGUACGCAUCAUUAGCGACGUAGCCAAAGUCAAAGAGCUUCAAAGAGGUCACGGUGAAUGGCUCGAUAUCAUGGAAGGGGAUAUCGGUAAAAUAGGACACGUGACAAAAAUAUAUUCCGACGGUGACCUCAGGGUAAAUAUCGACGAUCAAGCGUGGACUUUGAAUCCUCUGUGCAUUGAACCAAUUCCAGAUGUUGAAUCUACAUCCAAUAUUAACGAAUGUUCCGAAGAAUUGAAAAGAGCAAUUAGCGGUAUAACUCGCGUGAUUCAGGAUCUAGAAACCUCUGAAGAAGCCUCCAUUGAUCAUAUUCUUCGCGAAGUUGAACGAGGAAAUUUAGAAUUUCUCGACAAGUACUUUUCAAAAAAGAGAUCAGGCGAUAAUUUGGUCAGCGACGAACGAACCUGCCUACACAUUGCUUGUCACGAAGGACAACUAAGAUUAGUUAGAUUUUUAUUAUCGAUUGGAGCCAACUUGGAAACACAAGAUUCAGAGGGAGAUACCGCUCUGCACUAUGCAACUUAUGGCAAUCAACCCAGUAUAAUCGAAACUUUGCUGAGUUAUGGCAUGAACGUGAAUAUAGUGAACAAAAAUCUUUGCUCAGCAUUGCACAUCGCCGUUAACAAACAAUUUCGCCAAUGUGCUCGUACUCUUUUGAGAUUUCAGUGCAAUCCAAAUCUUCAAGAUUCAUUUGGAGACACUGCUCUUCACGAUGCUGUCGGUAAAGGAGACACAGACUUGGUUAAUUUAUUAUGCAACGAAAGCAACGUCGAUUACACUCUUACCAAUAACCAAGGAUUCAAUGUUCUCCACACUUGUGCUCUGAAAGGUCAUGCUGGCAUAAUGGAGAAACUUCUGCAAAAAGCUAAAACUCUAGUAGAUGUCAAGAAAGAUGAUGGAUUCGCAGCCAUCCACUUAUCAUCUCUGAACGGUUAUAAAGCUGUCACUAAGAUCGUAAUUAUUAAAGGUCAUUCGGAUAUAAAUUUGAGAAACGAUCGUUUGCAAACACCUUUACAUUUAGCUGCAUCUCAGAAACGCUACAGUGUUGUCGAACUGCUGGUUAAAUUGGGAGCAGAAGUGAACGCUAUUGAUGAAAACGGAGACACCCCGUUACAUUUAGCUUUGACCAAUAAAAAAUCUCAAACUCCGGCAGUAGAUUUUGAUCCGGAAGAAGCUCCGAGUAUUUUCAGCAUCUCUAACAAAUUACAAACAGCCAAUACCAAUCCGGAAAACCUGCUUUUAGUCGCCAUGAUAUGCUAUUUAUUACAAAACGGUUGCAAUAUUUCAAUAACUAAUAAAAACGGUCAAUCUUGCCUGAGCCUGAUUAAAAAGAGUCAAUUAAUCGAUAUUCUAAAAGGUAUUCCUGAAUUACUGCCUCGUCUGGAAACCAGUUCGGAAGGCGAAGGAUCCUCCGAUUACCAAACCGGCGAAUACAGCGGUGAUUUGGAACUACGUCAGAUACGUUCAGACUCCGAAGACCAAGAUUCAGAAAACGAUCCUGAUCAUUCUCGCUCAGUACCGGUAGAAUGCCUCGUCUGUUCCGAGCUAGCUGACGAUAAUGUUAUACUGGAACCUUGCAAGCAUAAGAUCGCCUGCGAGGAAUGCAGCUCGCGGAUGAAGAAAUGCAUCAAAUGUGGCGCCGUCAUUUCUAAAAGAGUUACUCGAGAUGGACGCAUCAUACCUGGUAAAUCGCGUCAAAGAAGCGCCGAAAGAUUACGUUACCUGGAGAGUAAAAUUGCCGAAAUCGAAGAAGUUCAUUGCUGCCCUAUUUGCAUGGAAAGACGCCGAAACGUCGUAUUUCUCUGCGGUCACGGUGCCUGCGACAGAUGUUCUUUCACCUUGACCAUGUGUCACAUGUGCCGAACUGUGAUAACCAAAAAGAUCAAUCUUUAUUAACUACAAAUACCUUAUUUUCUACGCUCCUCGUCUCAUUUUCUUGUACCUGUAUUUUAAAUGUUUCUCUCGAUGGAAAACUUCACCAAAAUAUUCGUAUUUCCCUGUCGAGUGCUUUUUUUAAAUCGAAAUUUUUUUCUGAGUGAUGAACACCCCGUUUUAUGCCCGAACAUUUCAUUACGAAGAACAACGAUACUUUUUUAAUUUAAUUACGUACCUUACCUACUUUUGUUUUAUAAUUCACAUAUUUUUUGUGUGUGGGUGCUCAUUUUUAUUGUUUUUUCGUUUUAUUUUUUGUUUUUUCUUCUUUUUUUGUUGGUACUAUGUACCAUCUGAUCAUACGAUCAUACGGUGAUUUAUUUGCAAUAAUCGUGUCGAAUACGAGUUAUAAAUUUAACAAGGCAAUCAAAAAUUUAUUCUUGUUGACUUUCUGUCAUUUUAUUUUGAUUUUCCUAUCUCAGAAUAGCGGGUCUUUUUCAUACUUAAACCUUUACUUUAUCGAUGUCUUGUGAUCUAGUCUUUUUAAUUAGCGUAGAUUUUAUUUUUAUGACGUAUCUCUUAUUCGAGCACUCUACCAAUUACGUGUAUACCUAUAUAGAGUCAUUUGUUUAUGACAUUUUAUGAUUCUAUUAGUGGCAAUUUAUGUUUUACGUGUUUUAAAAAAUAUAACGUACGAUUAUAGAAAAAAAAA
Messenger RNA from Planococcus citri (citrus mealybug), 3844 nucleotides. It is a transcript of the gene mib2, whose product is annotated as mind bomb 2. Gene Ontology annotation, biological process: protein ubiquitination. Bases 286 to 3156 code for a protein of 956 amino acids. Gene Ontology annotation, molecular function: ubiquitin-protein transferase activity; protein binding; zinc ion binding. Gene Ontology annotation, cellular component: cytoplasm. Lineage: Eukaryota; Metazoa; Arthropoda; Insecta; Hemiptera; Pseudococcidae. The transcript has 15 exons. The record is from RefSeq and is a predicted model, not a curated record.